AUGUUUAAUUAUCGAUAUUUUCUUCAAUGUAAUAUUUCCUUAUUAAAAUCAAUUCGAUUAAUAAAUAAUUGUUCAAAACAAUCAUCAGCAUUUCCAUAUUUACCAACAAAUAAAUUACCAUCAAAACCAAACAGAAAGAAAGGUAUUACAGAAAUUCGUGGACCUUAUUAUUUUCCAGUAACACAAACUUAUCUUGAUGAAUUAUUACAAGAUUGGGGAGAAUAUGUUGACGGAAUUAAAUUUGCUGGUGGAUCAUUUUCUUUAAUGCCUGAAAAUCGUUUACGUGGUUUAAUUGAUAUUGCACAUAAACAUAAUUGUUAUGUUAGUACAGGUGGUUAUAUUGAAAGAGUAUUAGCUUCAUCAGCUGGAAAUAAACAAAUAAUUAAACAAUAUUUAAAAACAUGUAAAGAUUUAGGUUUUGAUGUUUUAGAAAUUAGUUCAGGUUUUUUAAGUCUUCCUGCUGAUGAUUGGACUGAACUUGUUAAAUUAGUUUUAUCAUAUGAUUUAAAAGCUAAACCAGAAGUUGGUAUUCAAUGGGGUGCAGGUGGUGAUGCAUCGAUUGAAGAACUUGAAAAUGCUGGAACACGUGAUCCAAAAUGGUUAAUUGAUCGUGCUAAAAGAUUUCUUGAUGCUGGUGCAUAUAUGAUAAUGAUUGAAUCAGAAGGUAUUACAGAAAAUGUUAAAUCAUGGAGAACAGAUGUUAUAUCAUCAAUUACAUCAAAUUUACCACAAGAUAAAAUUAUGUUUGAAGCAGCUGAUCCUGAAGUAUUUGCAUAUCAUAUUCAAAAUAGUGGUGCACAUGCAAAUUUAUUUAUUGAUCAUAGUCAAAUUGUACAAUUGGCUUGUCUUAGAAAAGGAAUUUGGGGAACAGAUAAAACAUUUGGAAGAAUUGUUACUUUUCAAGACUAA
Adineta steineri is the source of this 909-nucleotide messenger RNA. The record is from the annotation of a GenBank genome assembly. NCBI's taxonomy places the organism in Eukaryota, Metazoa, Rotifera, Eurotatoria, Adinetida, Adinetidae.